UGCCGGGACCCCCGGGGCCCCGGGGUCAUUUUCGGGAGUUGAGAGGAAGCCACGUCUUCAGUCCUGGAAAGGAUGGAGGAGGUCGGGGCCGACUGCGCCGUAGCUUUCGCCGAGGCCCAGAGAUGGGUGGAGGCAGUAACAGAGAAGAAUUUUGAAACAAAGGAUUUUCGAGCUUCUCUAGAAAAUGGUGUUCUGUUGUGUGAUUUGGUUAAUAAACUUAAACCUGGUGUCAUUAAGAAGAUCAAUAGAUUAUCCACACCAAUAGCAGGUUUGGAUAAUAUAAACGUUUUUUUGAAAGCUUGUGAACAGAUUGGAUUGAAAGAAGCCCAGCUUUUCCAUCCUGGGGAUCUCCAGGAUUUAUCAAACCGAGUCACUGUCAGGCAAGAAGAGACUGAUAGGAGAGUGAAAAAUGUUUUGAUAACAUUGUACUGGCUGGGAAGAAAAGCACAAAGUAAUCCGUACUAUAAUGGACCCUAUCUUAAUUUGAAAGCAUUUGAGAAUCUUCUAGGACAAGCUCUGACUAAGGCUCUAGAAGACUCCAGCUGCCUGAAAAGGAGCGGCAGGGACAGUGGUUACGGGGAUAUCUGGUGUGCUGAACGUGGAGAAUUUCCUACUUCUCCAGGCAACCAUAAGCGAGAAGACUCCUUCGAAAGCUUGGACUCCUUGGGGUCUAGGUCAUUCACAAGCUGCUCUUCUGAUAUCACAUUGAGAGGUGGGCGUGAGGGUUGUGAAAGUGACACAGAUUCUGAAUUUACAUCCAAAAUGCAGGAUUAUAAUAAAGAUGAUAUGUCCUAUCGAAGGAUUUCAGCCAUUGAACCAAAAUCUGCUUUACCAUUCAAUCGUUUUUUGCCCAAUAAAAGUAGACAGCCGUCCUAUGUGCCGGCGCCAUUGAGGAAGAAAAAGCCGGACAAAAAUGAGGAUAACAGAAGAAGUUGGGCCAGCCCGGUGUAUCCAGAAGCAGAUGGAACAUUUCCAAGUAACGAGAGGAGAACUUGGGGCAGAAAUGUGGAGAACUGGCCAAGAGCACAAGAAGCUUCAAGGUCCUCUUGUUACUUGGAAGUGGAAGAAGCCAAGACAAGCUUGCCCAACACCAUCAAGGAUGAUCUUUAUGUGCGAAAGCUAAGUCCAGUCAUACCAAACCCAGGGAAUGCUUUUGAUCAGUUUCUUCCCAAAUGUUGGAUCCCAGAAGAUGUGAACUGGAAAAGAAUAAAAAGAGAAACUUACAGACCAUGGUAUAAAGAAUUUCAGGGAUUCAGUCAGUUUUUAUUACUUCAGGCACUCCAAACAUACUCUGAUGACAUCUUAUCUUCUGAAACAAAUAUCAAAAUUGAUCCCACUGCUGGCCCAAGGCUCAUAACACGCAGAAAGAAUCUCUCUUCUGCACCGGGGUAUAAAAGAGAUGACCUUGAGAUGUCAACCCUUGAUCCUGACUUAGAGAAUGAUGAUUUCUUUGUCAGAAAGACUGGAGCUUUCCAUGCAAAUCCAUAUGUUCUCCGGGCUUUUGAAGACUUUAGAAGGUUUUCCGAGCAAGAUGAUCCUGUAGAGCGAGAUAUAAUUCUGCAGUGUAGAGAAGGUGAACUUGUACUUCCAGAUCUAGAAAAAGAUGAUAUGAUUGUUCGCCGAAUUCCAGCACAGAAAAAAGAGGUGCCUCUGUCAGGGGCCCCAGAUAGAUACCAACCGGUCCCUUUCCCCGAACCCUGGACUCUUCCUCCAGAAAUUCAAGCAAAAUUCCUCUGUGUACUUGAAAGGACACGCCCACCCAAAGAAAAAAGGAAGAGCUGUAGAGUAUUAGUGCCUUCCUACAGGCAGAAGAAAGAUGACAUGUUGACUCGCAAGAUCCAGUCUUGGCAACUGGGGACGACUGUGCCUCCUGUCAGUUUCACCCCUGGUCCCUGCAGUGAGGCGGACCUCCGGAAGUGGGAGGCCAUCCGGGAGGCCAGCAGACUUAGGCACAGGAAACGGCUGAUGGUCGAGAGACUCUUUCAAAAGAUUUAUGGUGAGAAUGGGAGUAAGUCCAUGAGUGAUGUCAGCGCGGAGGAUGUUCAGAACUUGCGUCAGCUGCGUUACGAGGAGAUGCAGAAAAUAAAAUCACAAUUAAAAGAACAAGAUCAGAAGUGGCAAGAUGACCUUGCAAAAUGGAAAGAUCGUCGAAAAAGCUACACUUCAGAUCUGCAGAAGAAAAAGGAAGAGAGGGAAGAAAUCGAAAAGCAGGCACUCGAGAAGUCUGAAAGAAGCUCGAAGACGUUUAAGGAAAUGCUACAGGACAGGGAAUCCCGAAAUCAAACGUCCACAGUUACCUUGAGGAGGAGGUUGCAUUCUUUUGAUGACAUAUUGCAUGAAGAGAUGCUUUCCCCUACACUGACCAUGUCAGAAGCAAGUUACCAGAGUGAGAGAGUAGAAGAGGAGGGAACAGCAUAUUCUACAGAAAUCCCUAAACAAGAUUCCACGACUUUUGCAAAAAGAGAAGAUGCUGCGGCCACUGACGUUCACCUUCCUUCUAAAAGCCCCAUCGAAGAACAACUCCCAGACUCUUUGUCUUCUCAGCCUUCACUGACGACACAAAGAGAGUCGACUCGAGUUUCAGCCUCUCUUCCCAGAAGUUACCAGAAAACUGAUACAGCCAGGUUAACAUCUGUGGUCACACCGAGACCUUUUGGCUCUCAGGCAAGGGGAAUCUCAUCACUCCCAAGAUCCUACACGAUGGAUGACUCUUGGAAGUAUAACGGACAUGUAGAAGAUGCUAAGAGAACUCAGAACAGUCUGGUCAGCACCUCUGUGCAGAGGCCUGACCUAAGCCAGCUCGUUUCCAGCAAGUCCAGCGAGAGAGAGAGGGCUGAGGCGGGAGAAGGUGUGACGGGGCUGCCGUCCCCCACACCCUCCUUCUCAUCCCUUUCCCAGGACCAGGCUGACACUUCCAGAGCCACACUGUCUUCCACAUCUGGCCCCGAUUUAACGUCUGAGUUUGGAGAAGGGGGAAGCUCACCACAGAUGGAGGACUCAAGGUCGCAGGAUCAGUUCAGUGAUAUGAGAAUCAGCAUAAACCAGACGCCCGGGAGCGGUCUUGACUUUGGGUUUACAGUAAAAUGGGCAUUGUCUGGGAUCUUCGUUGCAUCAGUCGAAGCAGGUAGCCCAGCAGAAUUUUCUCAGCUACAGGUAGAUGAUGAAAUUAUUGCUAUUAACAACACCAAGUUUUCAUAUAAGGACACAAAAGAGUGGGAGGCAACCAUGGCUAAUGCUAAAGAAACUGGAAACCUAAUAAUGGAUAUCAGGCGCCAUGGAAAGUCUGGUUCACCCGAAACAAAGUGGAUUGAUACAACUUCUGGAAUUUACAACUCAGACAAAUCUUCAAGUCUGUCAAUAACAACUGAUUUCUCAGAAAGCCUCCAGCAUUCUAAUACUGAAUCCAAGGAAAUGAAUGGAAUUCGUGAUGAAAGUACUACUUUUGAAUCAAAAGCAUCUGAACCUAUUUCUUUGAAAAACUUAAAAAGGCGAUCACAAUUUUUUGAACAAGGAAGCUCGGAUUCUGUGGUUCCUGAUCUUCCGGUUCCGACCCUCAGUGCCCCGAGCCGCUGGGCGUGGGAUCAGGAGGAGGAGCGGAAGCGGCAGGAGAGGUGGCAGAAGGAGCAGGACCGCCUGCUGCAGGAAAAAUAUCAACGUGAGCAGGAGAAACUCAGGGAAGAGUGGCAAAGGGCUAAGCAGGAAGCUGAGAGAGAGAAUUACAAGUACUUGAAUGAGGAGCGGAUGGUCCUGAGCUCAAACAGCAUUUCUCUGCCCACGCGGGAGCCCGCGGCGGCCGCCUGGGACGCCUCCUGGGGUGAGGGGUCCAAGUCGUCAGACCAGGAAGGAAGCCGAGCAGGGGACGAGGAGACAAGAGAGCCGCCUAAGGAUGACGCAGAGGAGGACCACAGGAAGAAGCUGCAGGAGCGCCUGGCUCUUGAGGAAGAGAGGAAACUGAGGGAGCAACAAUGUCAGCAAGAGCAGGAGCAGAGGCGGCGGGAGACGGCCCAGGAGCAGGCCCGCCCGGCAGAGAGAGAGAGGGAGACGUCAGUCAAGAUAUACCAGUACAGAAGACCUGUUGAUUCCUAUGACAUACCAAAGAGAGAGGAAAAAUCUUCAGGGUUGCUUCCUAGUGACAGGAACAAAUCCAGAUCCACAACUGAGCUGGAUGAUUACCCUACAAAUAAAAAUGGAGGCAAUAAAUAUUUAGACCAAAUUGGGAGCACUAGCUCAUCACAGAGGAGUUCCAAGAAGGAACAAGUCCCAUCGGAAGCAGAGUUAGAGAGACAACAAAUUCUUCAAGAAAUGAGGAAGAGAACAUCUCUUCUCAAUGACAGCAGCUGGAUCCGACAGCGCAGUUCCAGCGUAAAUAAAGAGCCGAUUUGUCUGCCUGGGAUUAUGAGAAGAGGUGAAUCUCUAGAUAACCUGGAUUCUCCAAGAUCCAAUUCUUGGAAACCAUCCCCUUGGCUCAAUCAGUCUUCAGGAGUCCGUGCUUCUUUCUCCGUUCAAGACUUCAGUCGCCCCCCGCCUCAGCUGGUGUCCACCUCAAACCGGGCCUACAUGCGCAACCCAUCCUCCAGCAUCCCCCCUCCUUCGGCGGGGUCUGUGAAGACCACCACUGUGCCUUCCCCCACACCACGCAGCCAUUCUCCUUCAACAUCGCAGCCGAGCUCCCAGCUACGCAACAGGUCAGUCAGUGGGAAGCGCGUGUGCUCCUACUGUAAUAACAUUCUGGGCAAAGGAGCUGCCAUGAUCAUCGAGUCCCUGGGUCUUUGUUAUCAUUUGCAUUGUUUUAAGUGUGUGGCCUGUUCGUGUGACCUCGGAGGCUCCUCUUCAGGAGCUGAAGUCCGAAUCAGAAACCACCAGCUCUACUGCAACGACUGCUAUCUCAGAUUCAAAUCUGGACGGCCAACCGCCAUGUGAUGUAAGCCUCCAUACGAAAGCACUGUUGCAGAUAGAAGAAGAGGUGUUUGCUGCUGAUGUAGAUCUAUAAAUAUGUGUUGUAUGUCUUUUUUGUUCUUUUUUUUUAAAAAGGAUAACACUUUUUUUUUUUUUUUAAAUUUUUGCCUCUUUAGAUUACAUCAGAGCAUUAUAGUCUUGGUAGCACCUGUAUUUUUGUUGUUUAUUUAUAAGAAAGUGAUUUUGUGUGUUGGGGGGACGGAAAGUGCAGUAUUUACUUUUUGAAUUCAACAUCUUAAAAGCACAAGGGAAAAAUAAGAAUGAAAUAUUUUUGACUCUGAUGAUGAUCAGGUUUGACUUUCUAGUGGUGUCUCGAAGAGGGUUAUUUUAUUGUUUUUUUUAAAGUUCUGAAACAUUAUUUGAAAUAGUUAAUAUAAAUAUAUAAUUGCGUUUGCUCUGUUUAUUUUAAUGUAUACUAAAUUAAUGCAGAACCGUAUAGAAAUUUCACUAAAAUCUACCCACAAAUUUGCUUUCUGUGUCCUUCUUUUCAUCUAUGUAAUAUUGUGCUUUUGAAAAAAAAUUUUUUUAGCAUAUGUGACAUUUUAGUUGCUUGGUGAGGGGAUCUCUAUUUUCUUCACCAGAAUGAUCACUAAGCAAUGCCCAAUAGAAAGCUGCUUCUUUUCAUUAAUACAGAAUCAUCAUGGUUUGUAUACCAGAAAUUUUCUCCAGGAACUAGUAAGCCUUUCUGUUCCACUGCGUUUGUAAAUAAACUUGCUGAACCAAUAA
Molecule: messenger RNA, 5682 nt
Organism: Neogale vison (American mink)
Lineage: Eukaryota; Metazoa; Chordata; Mammalia; Carnivora; Mustelidae
Gene: LMO7
Product: LIM domain 7
Exons: 32
Coding region: 73-4920 (1615 amino acids)
Biological process (GO): regulation of signaling; regulation of cell adhesion
Molecular function (GO): protein binding
Source: RefSeq, a predicted model, not a curated record